Erinaceus europaeus (western European hedgehog) is the source of this 10388-nucleotide messenger RNA. It is a transcript of the gene SPEG, whose product is annotated as striated muscle enriched protein kinase. The transcript has 41 exons. The record is from RefSeq and is a predicted model, not a curated record. NCBI's taxonomy places the organism in Eukaryota, Metazoa, Chordata, Mammalia, Eulipotyphla, Erinaceidae. Bases 133 to 9621 code for a protein of 3162 amino acids. Gene Ontology annotation, molecular function: protein kinase activity; protein binding; ATP binding. Gene Ontology annotation, biological process: protein phosphorylation; muscle cell differentiation.
UGCCGCCCCGGUGACCUUCUGGGGCGCACAGGCAGCAGCAAGGCAGGGCGCCGGCCCCCCCAGGACUGAAUCCCCCCUCCGUCACCGUCCGGUUCCAGCGUCCUCUCCCUGCCCACCCAGCUCACAGUGGCCAUGCAGAAAGCCCGGGGCCCGCGAGGCGAGGACGCCGCCCCCAGGGCCCCCGCCAGCCCCGGGGUGCCCCCCAAGAGACCCAAGGUGGGGGCGGGCGCUGGCGCUGCGGCCGGGGCUCCUGUCUUCCUGCGGCCGCUCAAGGACGCGACGGUGCGGGCAGGCGGUGAUGUGCGGCUGCGGGUGGUGGCCAGCGGGACCCCCCCACCCAGCCUCAGCUGGUUCCGUGACGGCCAGCAGCUGCCCCCGCCUGUGCCCGAGCCAGGCUGCCUGUGGCUGCGGGGCUGCGGGGCCCGGGACGCGGGCGUGUACAGCUGCCUGGCCCAGAAUGCGCGGGGCCAGGCCUCCUGUCAGGCGGUACUCACCGUGCUGGACGCAGCAGACUCAGAGGCCCAGGACGACAUCAGUGACGGGCAGGGGACCCAGCGUCUGGAGCUUCGAGAUGACGGGGCCCACAGCACCCCCACGGGGGGCUCUGACACGCUGGUGGGCACCUCCCUGGACACCCCCCCGACCUCCGUGACGGGCACCUCGGAGGAGCAGGCCAGCUGGUGGGGCAGCGGGCAGACGGUGCUGGAGCAGGAAGCGGGAGGCCCAAGGCAAGCACAGGCUACCGGGCCACGGCACCUGGGGGUGGAGCCGCUGGUGCGGGCAUCCCGAGCUAAUCUGGUGGGCGCAAGCUGGGGGUCAGAGGAUAGCCUCUCGCUGGCCGGCGACCCGUACGGCAGCGCGUUCAGCCUGUACAGAGGACGGGCGCUCUCCAUCCACGUCAGCGUGCCCCCAGGUGGACUGUGCCGGGAGGAGCCCGCGCCCGCCAGCGAAGCCCCGCGCCGUCCCGCGCCGCCGCCCGCCUCCAAGUCCGCCCUGCUGCCGCCUCCAUCCCCGCGGGUGGGCAGGCGACCCCCGGCCACGCCCGAGGAGCCCGAGGACCGGAGGGGCCGCAAGCCCAAGCUGUCGGGACCCGAGUCCCGGCCGCAGACGCCGUUGAGCGAGGCCCCGGGCCGCUCGCCCCGCCUGGUGCGCGCCGGCUCCCGCAUCCUGGACAAGCUGCAGUUCUUCGAGGAGCGGCGGCGCAGCCUGGAGCGCAGCGACUCUCCGCCCGCUCGCCUGCGGGCCUGGGUGCCGCUGCGCAAGGCGCGCUCGCUGGAGCAGCCGCGGCCCGACGGCGAGGGCUGGGUCAGCCCCGGGGCCUCGCGGGAGGAGCUGGCGGGGCCGUCCGGGGGCGCCGGGGUGGCCGAGCGUCGCCGCCUGUUCCAGCAGAAGGCCGCCUCCCUGGACGAGCGCUCGCGGCUGCGCGGGGCGGCGUCGGAGCUGGAGCUGCGCUUCGCCCGGGAGCUCGGCCGCAUCCGGCGCACCGCGUCUCGGGAGGAGCUGGUGCGCUCGCACGAGUCUCUGCGCGCCACCCUGCAGCGCGCCCCCGCCCCGCGCGCCCCCGGCGCGCCCCCGCUCUUCCCGCGGCCCGCCUCGCCCCCGCCGCCCCCCGGGCGGGUCAGCCCCGCCGACCCGGACCACCAGCCCCCCAGGCCCCACGGCCGGACGGAAGCGGCCGAGGGCCCGCAGCAGGAGGUGCGGCGCCGGGCCCGCGCCGUCCAGGAGUGCCGCAGCCCCGUGCCUCCCGCCGAGACCCCCGACGCCAGGACCGCUGUGCCCCCCGGCCGCAAGCGGGAGCCCCCCGCGCAGGCCGUGCGCUUCCUGCCCUGGGCCACGCCCGGCCCCGAGGGCGCCACCGCACCGCACACCCCAGAGGAGAGGAACCGCGCGGGGCCUGAGGCUGAGAAGAGGCUGCGCAGGGGCCCCGAGGAGGACGGGCCCUGGGGGACCUGGGACCGCAGAGGGGCCCGCAGCCUGGCCCGAGGACGCCGCGCGCGGCCCACCUCGCCCGAGCUCGAGUCUUCUGAUGAUUCCUAUGUGUCUGCGGGCGAGGAACCCCUGGAGGCACCCAUGUUCGAGAUCCCCCUGCAGAAUGCUGUGGUGGCCCCUGGGGCUGAUGUGCUGCUCAAGUGUAUCGUCACCGCCAACCCUCCACCCCAAGUGUCCUGGCAGAAGGACGGGGCAGCCCUGCGCAGUGAUGGCCGGGUCCUGCUCCGCGCCGAGGGGGAGAGACACACCCUGCUGCUCAGGGAGGCCCGGGCGGCCGACGCCGGUAGCUACACAGCCACAGCCACCAAUGAACUGGGCCAGGCCAGCUGUGCCGCCGCACUGGACGUCAGACCUGGCGGCUCCACGUCCCCAUUCAGCAGCCCCAUCACCUCAGACGAGGAGUACCUCAGUCCCCCCGAGGAGUUCCCUGAGCCUGGGGAGGCCUGGCCCCGAAGCCCCACUAUGAAGCCCAGCCCCUCCCAGAACCAGCCUCCCUCCGACUCUGCCUCCAAGGCGCCCCCCACCUUCAAGGUCUCACUGAUGGACCAGUCGGUGAGAGAAGGCCAGGAUGUCAUCAUGAGCAUCCGGGUGCAGGGGGAGCCCAAGCCUGUGGUCUCUUGGCUACGGAACCGCCAGCCCGUGCGCCCGGACCAGCGGCGCUUCUGGGAGGAGGUGGAGGGAGGGCUGUGCCGCCUGCGGAUCCUGGCGGCCGAGCGGGGCGACGCCGGCUUCUACACCUGCAAGGCCGUCAACGAGUACGGUGCCAGGCAGUGUGAGGCCCGCCUGGAGGUCCGAGCACACCCUGAAAGCCGGUCCCUGGCCGUGCUGGCCCCCCUGCAGGACGUGGACGUGGGGGCCGGGGAGAUGGCGCUGUUUGAGUGUCUGGUGGCGGGCCCUGCCGACGUGGAGGUGGACUGGCUGUGCCGCGGCCGCCUGCUGCAACCCGCGCUGCUCAAAUGCAAGAUGCAUUUCGACGGCCGCAAGUGCAAGCUGCUGCUCACCUCCGUGCACGAGGACGACAGUGGUGUCUACACCUGCAAACUCAGCACCGCCAAAGAUGAGCUGACCUGCAGCGCGCGGCUGACUGUCCGGCCCUCGCUGGCGCCCCUGUUCACGCGGCAGCUGGAGGAUGUGGAGGUGCUGGAGGGGCGCGCUGCCCGUCUAGACUGCAAGAUCAGCGGCACCCCACCGCCCAGCGUCGCCUGGACUCGGUUCGGCCACCCCUUGGAGGAGAGCGAGAACCUACGUCUGCAGCAGGACGGCGGCCUGCACGCCUUGCACAUCGCCCGAGUGGGCAGUGAGGACGAGGGCCUCUACGCGGUCAGCGCCACCAACGCCCACGGCCAGGCCCACUGCUCGGCGCAACUCUACGUAGAGGAGCCACGCAGCGCGGCCUCGGGCCCCAGCUCCAAGCUGGAGAAGAUGCCGUCCAUCCCCGAGGAGCCCGAGCUGGGUGAGCUGGAGCGGCUGUCCAUGCCCGACUUCCUGCGGCCGCUGCAGGACCUGGAGGUGGGGCUGGCCAAGGAGGCCAUGCUCGAGUGCCAGGUCACCGGCCUGCCCUACCCCGCCAUCAGCUGGUUCCACAACGGCCACCGCAUCCAGAGCAGUGAGGACCGGCGCAUGACUCAGUACAGGGAUGUCCAUCGCCUGGUGUUUCCGGCUGUGGAGCCGCAGCACGCCGGCGUCUAUAAGAGCGUCAUCGCCAACAAGCUGGGCAAGGCCGCCUGCUACGCCCACCUGUAUGUCACAGAUGUGGUUCCGGGCCCCCCAGAUGGCGCCCCCCAGGUGGUGGCUGUGACAGGAAGGAUGAUCACACUGGCGUGGAACCCCCCCAGGAGUCCGGACCUGGCCAUCGACCCGGACACCCUGACCUACACCGUGCAGCACCAGGUGCUGGGCUCCGACCAGUGGACGGCACUGGCCACAGGCCUACGGGAGCCCGGCUGGGCAGCCCUAGGGCUGCGGAAAGGGGUGCGGCACGUCUUCCGGGUGCUCAGCGCCACCGUCAAGAGCAGCAGCAAGCCCUCCGCCGCCUCUGAGCCUGUGCAACUGUUAGAGCACGGCCCACCCCUGGAGGAGGCCCCUGCCGUGGUGGACAAGCCUGAUGUGGUGUACGUGGUGGAGGGACGGCCUGCCAGCGUCACGAUCACCUUCAAUCAUGUGGAGGCGCAGAUCAUCUGGAGGAGCUGCCGGGGAGCCCUCCUGGAGCCCCGGGCGGGCGUAUACGAGCUAAGCCAGCCCGACGACGACCAGCACUGUCUGCGCAUCUGCCGGGUGAGCCGCCGGGAUGUGGGGCCCCUCACCUGCACGGCCCGCAACCGCCAUGGCUCUCAGGCCUGCUCGGUCCCGCUGGAGCUGGCAGAGGCCCCUCGGUUCGAGUCCAUCAUGGAGGAUGUGGAGGUGGGGGCUGGGGAGACGGCGCGCUUUGCUGUGGUGGUGGAGGGGAAGCCCGUGCCGGACAUCAUAUGGUACAAGGACGAGGUGCUGCUGACGGAGAGCAGCCACGUGAGUUUUGUGUACGAGGAGAACGAGUGCUCCCUGGUGGUGCUCAGCGCGGGGGCCCAGGACGGGGGCGUCUACACCUGCACUGCCCGCAACCUGGCGGGCGAGAUCUCCUGCAAAGCCGAGCUGUCCGUGCUCUCAGCUCAGAGCGCCAUGGAGGUGGAGGGCACUGGGGAGGAUCAGGAGCAGCGAGGGAGGAGGCUGAGCGACUUCUACGACAUCCACCAGGAAAUCGGCAGGGGUGCCUUCUCCUACCUGCGGCGUGUGGUGGAGCGUAGCUCCCGCCUGGAGUUCGCGGCCAAGUUCAUCCCCAGCCAGGCCAAGCCAAAGGCCUCGGCGUGGCGGGAGGCGAGGCUGCUGGCGAGGCUGCAGCACGACUGUGUCCUCUACUUCCACGAGGCCUUCGAGAGGCGGCAUGGGCUGGUCAUUGUCACUGAGCUCUGCACUGAAGAGCUGCUGCAGCGGAUGGCCAGGAAGCCCACCGUGUGUGAGUCUGAGAUCCGGGCCUACAUGCGGCAGGUGCUGGAAGGGAUAUGCUACCUGCACCAAAGCCACGUGCUGCACCUGGACGUCAAGCCCGAGAACCUGCUGGUGUGGGACGGCGCGGAGGGCGAGGAGCAGGUGCGCAUCUGUGACUUCGGGAACGCCCAGGAGCUCACCCCGGGGGAGCCCCAGUACUGCCAGUACGGCACGCCCGAGUUCGUGGCACCUGAGAUUGUCAACCAGACCCCUGUGUCUGGAGCCACAGAUAUCUGGCCCGUGGGCGUCGUGGCCUUCCUCUGCCUGACAGGCAUCUCACCCUUUGUGGGGGAGAACGACCGCACGACACUCCUGAACAUCCAGAACUACAAUGUGGCCUUCGAGGAGAACACGUUCCUGAGCCUGAGCCGGGAGGCCCGUGCCUUCCUCAUCAAAGUGCUGGUGCAGGACCGGCUGAGACCUUCUGCAGAGGAGACCCUGGAGCAUCCCUGGUUCAGAACAAAGGCCAAGGGCACAGAGGUGAGCACGGAUCACCUGAAGCUCUUCCUCUCUCGGCGCAGGUGGCAGCGUUCCCAGAUCAGCUACAAGUGCCACCUGGUGCUGCGCCCCAUCCCGGAGCUGCUGCGGGCGCCCCCAGAGCGGGUGUGGGUGGCGGUGCCCAGAAGAGCACCCCCCAGCGGGGGCCUGUCCUCCUCCUCCGACUCGGAGGAAGAGGAACUGGAAGAGCUGCCCUCCGUGCCGCGGCCCCUGCAGCCCGAGUUCUCGGGCUCCCGCGUGUCCCUCACCGACAUUCCCACCGAGGAGGAGGCCCUGGCGGGCUCGGAGGCGGCCGCCGCCACCCCCAUGGACUGGCAGGAGCAGGGAAGGGUGCCUCCGCAGGUCCAGGACCCCAGCCCGCAGGCCCUCCCCUCCCCAGGCCCGGAGCCCCCCGCCGGCCCCAGUCCCCCGCGGGGUGAGCUCCGCAGAGGCAGCUCGGCUGAGAGCGCCCUGCCCCGGGCCGGGCCGCGGGAACCGGGCCGGGGCCUGCACAAGGCGGCGUCGGUGGAGCUGCCGCAGCGCCGGAGCCCCAGCCCGGGGGCCCCCCGCCCGGCCCGGGGCGGUCUGGGCGAGGGCGAGUAUGCCCAGCGGCUGCAGGCCCUGCGCCAGCGGCUGCUGCGGGGAGGCCCAGACGACGGCAAGGUCAGCGGCCUCCGGGGGCCCCUGCUGGAGAGCCUGGGGGGGCGCGCCCGGGACCCCCGGCUGGCGCGAGCCGCCUCCAGCGAGGCGGCGCCCCGCCACCAGCCGCCGCCCGAGGCGCGGGGCCUGCAGAAGAGCAGCAGCUUCUCGCAAGGGGAGGCCGAGCCCCGGGGCCGACACCGCCGAGCAGGGGCGCCCCUGGAGAUCCCCGUGGCGCGGCUAGGGGCCCGCAGGCUGCAGGAGUCGCCUUCCCUGUCUGCCCUCACCGAGGCCCAGCCCCCCAGCCCGGUGAGGCCUGGCGCCCCCAAGCCCAGCAUCCCCAGACCCACCGGUGCCCCCAAGACCUUGGAAGUCCCUGCGGCCGCCACGCCCGGACAGCCGGCCCCCGAGAAAAGCCCAGAAACCACUCCGGAGCCGGCCCGCACCCCCAAACCCUCUCAGCCCCCCGCGGCCCCGCAGGCCCCCGCGCUCCCCCGCACCCCCUACGCGCAGAUCAUGCAGUCGCUGCAGUUGCCCGGCCAGGCGCACGCCGCCCCGCAGGGCCCCGCCGCCCCGCCGCCAGAGCCCCAGCCCCACCCGGCUGUGUUCGCCAGGGUGGCCUCCCCGCCGCCCGGGGCCCCCAAGCGCGCGCCCUUGGUCCGCGUGCCCGCCGUGCCCCCGCGACCGGGCAGCAGCCGGAGCGGCAGCAUCGAGAACCUGGAGUCGGAGGCGGUGUUCGAGGCCAAGUUCAAGCGCAGCCGCGAGUCGGCCCUGGCGCGCGGGCUGCGGCUGCUUAGCCGCUCGCGGUCGGAGGAGCGCGGUCCGUUCCGCGGGGACCACGACGACGGCAUGUACCGGCCCAGCCCCGCGGGGACGCCGCUCGAGCUGGUGCGGAGGCCCGAGCGCUCCCGCUCCGUGCAGGACCUGCGCGCACCCGCCGAGCCGGGCCUCGUGCGCCGCCUGUCGCUGUCGCUGUCGCAGAGGCUGCGGCGGACCCCGCCGGGGCAGCGCCACCCGGGCUGGGAGAGCCGCGGCGGGGACGGCGACAGCUCGGAGGGCGGCGGCUCGGCGCGGGGCUCCCCGGUGCUGGCGAUGCGCCGGAGGCUCAGCUCCACGCUGGAGCGCCUGUCCGGCCGCCUGCAGCGCAGCGGCAGCAGCGAGGACUCGGGGGGCCCGUCGGGGCGCAGCACGCCGCUCUUCGGACGGCUACGCCGGGCCACGUCGGAGGGCGAGAGCCUGCGGCGCCUGGGCCUCCCGCACAACCAGCUGGCGGCACAGGCCGGCGCCACCACGCCUUCCGCGGAGUCCCUGGGCUCCGAGGCCAGCGCCACGUCGGGCUCUUCGGCUCCUGGGGAAGGCAGGAGCCGGCUCCGCUGGGGCCUGUCGCGCCUGCGAAAGGACAAGUCACAGCCGAACCUCUCCGCCAGCGUCCAGGAGGAUUUGGGUCACCCCUAUGUACGCAGCGAGUCAGACUUCCCCCCAGUGUUCCACAUCAAGCUCAAGGACCAGGUGCUGCUGGAGGGAGAGGCGGCCACCCUGCUCUGUCUGCCUGCUGCCUGCCCAGCCCCCCACAUUUCUUGGAUGAAAGACAAGCAGUCCCUGCGCUCGGAGCCGUCAGUGGUUGUAGUGUCCUGCAAGGAUGGCCGGCAGCUGCUGAGCAUCCCCCGGGCGAGCAGGCGGCACGCGGGGCUCUACGAGUGCUCGGCCUCCAACGUGCUGGGCAGCAUCACCAGCUCCUGCACUGUGGCCGUGGCCCGCAUCCCAGGAAAGCUAGUCCCUCCGGAGGUGCCACAGACCUACCAAGACACGGCACUGGUGCUGUGGAAGCCGGGAGACAGCCGGGCGCCCUGCACCUACACGCUAGAGCGGAGGGUGGACGGGGAGUCUGCCUGGCACCCGGUGGCCUCCGGCAUCCUCGACUGCUACUACAACGUCACCCAGCUGCCCAUCGGGGUGACCGUGAGGUUCCGUGUGGCAUGUGCCAACCGGGCUGGGCAAGGCCCCUUCAGCAACCCUUCCGAGAAGGUUCUGGUCAGGGGCCUGCAAGAUUCCUCGGAGGUGCCAUCUGCUGCUCCCCCAGCCACCCCUGUUACCUCAGGGCCUGCCAGGGCCCCGCCCACUGACUCUCCUACCUCACUGGCCCCCACCCAAGCUCCAGUUCCCCCAGCCCUCCAGACAGCUGCUCUCAGCCCCUCGUCUCCCCAGACGCCCCCUCAUCAGGCCUUGUCCUCACUCAAGGCUGUGGGUCCACCCCCCCAGACCCCCCCACGGAAGCACAGGGGCCUGCAGGCCUCCCCGAAGGAGCCCACACCUUCCGUCCCUGACACUGGGACCCCUGCCCCAGCCUCCACAUCUCCGGGGGCUAAGCCAGUGUCCCCCUCCACCCCCCUGUACAUGGUGACCUCCUUCGUGUCUGCACCACCGGCCCCCGAGCCCCCAGCCCCCGAGCCCCCUCCCAAGCCCCCCCAGGUGAUUGUGAAGAGCCUCAGUCCAGCCCAGGAGGGGGUCAGCUCCCAUGGGGGUGCCCCACCCAGCUCCCCCGGGCCAGAGGGCAGCACUCUCCGGCAGGGACCCCCUCAGAAACCUUACACCUUCCUGGAGGAGAAGGCCAGGGGUCGCUUCGGUGUGGUGCGCACUUGCAGGGAGAACUCGACAGGCCGCACAUUCGUGGCCAAGAUCGUGCCAUAUGCGGCGGAGGGCAAAGGCCGGGUGCUGCAGGAGUACGAGGUGCUAAGGACGCUGCACCACGAGCGCCUCAUGGCCCUGCACGAGGCCUACAUCACCCCGCGCUACCUGGUGCUCAUCGCUGAGAGUUGUGGCAACCGGGAGCUGCUCUGCGGCUUGAGUGACAGGUUCCGCUACUCCGAGGACGACGUGGCCGCUUACGUGGUGCAGCUGCUGCAGGGCCUCGACUACCUGCACGGCCGCCACGUGCUGCACCUAGACAUCAAGCCCGACAACCUGCUGCUGGCCGCCGACAACGGCCUCAAGAUCGUGGACUUCGGCAGCGCCCAGCCCUACAACCCGCAGGCUCUGCAGCCCCUGGGCCACCGCACCGGCACGCUGGAGUUCAUGGCUCCUGAGAUGGUGACAGGAGACCCCAUCGGCUCUGCCACGGACAUCUGGGGAGUGGGAGUGCUCACCUACAUCAUGCUCAGUGGACGCUCCCCCUUUUAUGAGCCGGAUCCCCAGGAGACGGAGGCUCGGAUUGUGGGAGGCCGCUUUGAUGCCUUCCAGCUCUACCCCAACACAUCCCAAAGCGCCACCCUCUUUUUGCGAAAGGUCCUCUCAAUCCAUCCCUGGAGCCGGCCCUCCCUGCAGGACUGCCUGGCGCACCCCUGGCUGCAGGACGCCUACCUGAUGAAACUGCGCCGCCAGACGCUCACCUUCACCACCAACCGGCUCAAGGAGUUCCUCAGCGAGCAGCGGCGCCGCCGGGCAGAGGCCGCCACCCGCCACAAGGUGCUGCUGCGCUCCUACCCUGGCAACCCCUAGCGGCCAGGACUACGGCGGGCACAUUCCAGGGCCCGGGGCUUCCAUCACGGACACCACCAGCAGCAACAUCCGGCCAGGACGUUCCCUCAAUUACCGGGAAGAGACCGAGGUCCCAGGCUGUGGCCAGAGUCCAGGCAGGGACCCAACCCCCGCUGGCCAGGCUGGGACAAGAAAAAAAAAAAAAGAAGCGGAGGGCCAGGGACAGGGAGAAUAGGAAGGUUCAGAGGUGGGGGGGGGUGGCAUCAGUGCUUCCAGGGGUAAACCAGCCCGGGCGAUCGCAGUGGCGAGAGAGGAGGAUAGAGAAGGAGCCCAGGGCCGAGGAAAGCUGGGAAUGAAGUUGGUGGAGCAGGAACAGUAAGUGGAGACAGUGCUAGGGAGCCAGAGUUGGCGCAAGAGAGAGGGAGGGAAGCGAGAUGAGGAGGAGAAGAGAGGACUCAGUGGGGCUGGGCUGGGCCCGGGGCCAGCAUCCCCACAGGAGGCCUGUGGAGGACGGGAGGCAGUGGACACUCCUGUCGUGCCAACGCCCUUCUGUCCCCUUGUUUGCAGCUCUGGGCACCGUGUACUGGCCCAGGACAUCUCCACCAGCCCUCUGUGGCCUUUGUCUUUCUCCCUGCCCACAUUUAUUUAUUUAUUGACUUCUGUGAUGUCCUCCCGUCUAGUCCCCAUCUCCGGUGUUGUCCAGACUGCCCUGUCCCCACCCUCCCGGCCGGUCAUCCAGCUGUCUUUCUGUCUGUCAUGAGGAAAAUAAAAUUGACAAGCAGCGGCAA